AGAUAUUAAAGCAUCAAUUUUAUAGUUGCUAAGUUUUUGAAAUGGAGUUUCGAAAUCUGUGAUUUUUUUGGUAAAAUUUUAAAACAGUGUUUCAAUUUUAGUGGAUUUCCAAAGGCAAAGAUUACAAUUACAAAAUGUCGAGAAAAACAGUACACAUAUGCGCGGGCCAGAGUAUGACGUCGCCGGACAACGGGAAACUUACUUGCUCUUUACAAGGAGGAAUCAACAAAUGUAAACUGACUUGUAACUCUGGCACAGCGAGCCAGGAGAGAAUCCAAUGCAAAAGAGGUUAUGGUUGGAGGCCAACACAUAAAUUAGAAUGCAAAGGUUCUUCGGUUGGAGUAAUUAUUGGAGUUCUAAUCGGUGGUCUCGCAGCAGUCAUUUUGAUCGCUAUUGGUUACGCAAAAUAUAACGAAAGAAAAAAGGCAAGACUGGCGAGGGAAGCCGGGGAAACAGGGAACCAGGAACCAGCUUCAAGACCUGGUAAAAACUUGGGAGUCAGUAACCCAGCCGCACAUUUUCCGAAUGUACAUGAUAGACCUCCGAUGUCAUCACGUCACCAAGCAGCAGCAAGAGAUUGGGACGAUACGAAGAGUACACGGUCACACCGUAGCCACGCUCCCUCCGUAAGAUCAGGAAUCCACGGAUACGACAGACCUGUACCUACUGCCCCAGUACCACAACGCACACCCCGACAAAAUAGAAGCAGUGGUUCAGGAGGACAACACCAUCACCAAGGUUACCAGAUGGCGGCUCCAGCACAUGAAGGCUACGCUCCUGCACCACCGGCGUAUUCUCAGAUGUACCAGCAACAGCAGCACGGCGGGCAUGGAUACGACCAAGGCAUUCCCCAGUAUGGCUAUAACCAGCAGCCUGCCGCUCCAAUCGGAUACGGAGGACUCCACGCCCAGCAAGACUACGGGCGACCAGCGCGUGGACCAUACAAAGUUCCGAUCUAGGCAUCCUAUAUAGAAGGCCGCUCAAAAUCGUUGUACAUUUACGGAGCUGUAAGCCUAACUUAACAGUAAAGCAGGGAUAUCGCUUAUGGUUUGUACAAAAUUACUGUAACAAAGUAUUUUUUGUUUAAGUAGGACUACACAAGCUGUACUAUUUCUUGGCUGACAUGUGCAUUACUGAUUAACGAUGGUAAAACUAACUUAUGUUCUUGUUUUCUGGCAUUGGAAUGUCUUUUACUUCGCAGUUUGUAAUUAAAUAUGAAUUCAUUUA
This is a messenger RNA of Ciona intestinalis (vase tunicate), 1227 nucleotides long. NCBI's taxonomy places the organism in Eukaryota, Metazoa, Chordata, Ascidiacea, Phlebobranchia, Cionidae. The record is from RefSeq and is a predicted model, not a curated record.